UACGGAGCUCCCCUCCCAACUCCCAGCAGGUAGUAGGAUGUGGUGGGCGCCUUCCGCUGGACAUGGAUUCCGUUAUCCACCCAGCUCCUCCCUCCCUCCCUCGGUCCUCCCUCUCUCCCUUCCCUUGUAAUUCUCUGCACUCUUCUCCAGUUCUUCACUGCAAACCAUCGCCGCCUUCACCGCUCUCUUCUGCUUCCUUCCCUAAAACGCCCCCUCGGCUCUCCAGACCCAAACCUCGUUACCCUUCUUUAUCCGCUUCACCUGCCGAACUCCUUCCAAAUCCACCACCUCCCCUUUCCCCUUCACAUUCAGAGUCAGCGGAGUUUCUUGUUGAUGAUUAUUACAAUUUGCUCCACCUAUCGGUUCGGUACAAUGACGUUGAGCUCGUGGAAGCUGUCCACGCCUCGAUUCUCAAGCUUGAAGACGACACCCGUCUGGGAACUGCUCUCAUGGUGGCUUACCUCAAGCUGGGCAUGGUUGCCGAUGCCUACGAGGUCUUUGUUGGCCUUUCGUCCCCCGACGUAGUUUCGUACACGGCAAUGGUUUCGGGUUUCGCCAAGUCAGGCCGAGAAGCUGAAGCCGUCGAUCUCUUCUAUGAGAUGAGAAGUUCAGGUAUUGAGCCCAAUGAGUAUAGCUUUGUUGCGAUAUUGACAGCCUGCAUUCGUGUUGCUGAGUUGCAGUUGGGAUUUCAAGUUCAUGCCAUGGUUUUAAAAAUGGGUUACUUGAAUUGCACUUUUGUUUCAAAUGCACUUAUGGGUUUGUAUUGUACGUGUGGGUGUUUAGAUUUCGUGCUUGACUUGUUUGAUGAAAUGCACAAGAGGGAUAUUGCUUCGUGGAAUACUGUGAUAUCAAGCGUGGUGAAGGAGUUGAUGUAUCAGAGGGCAUUUGAAUUGUUCCGCAAUAUGCAACGAAGUGAUAGAUUAAAAGUUGACCGAUUUACACUUUCGAUUCUUCUGGCUGCCUCUGCUGGGACCUUUGCUUUAACGGAAGGCCAGGAAAUUCAUGCCCAUGCACUUAGAAUGGGUUUUGAGUCUGAUUUGAGUGUUAACAAUGCGCUUAUUGGAUUUUAUGCAAAAUGUGGCAGCAUAAAAGAUGUGAUAGCUUUGUUUGAGAGGAUGGCCAUGAAAGAUGUCAUUACUUGGACUGAAAUGAUAACAGCAUACAUGGACUUCGGGAUGGUGGAUUUUGCCAUGCAGAUAUUUGAUAAGAUGCCAGAGAGGAAUUGCGUUUCUUAUAAUGCUCUUUUAUCAGGAUUUUGUCACAAUGGUGAAGAGUCAAGGGCUUUGAAUUUGUUUCUUAGAAUGGUGGAAGAGGGCGUAGAGUUAACAGAUUUUACUUUGACUAGUGUGGUUAAAGCUUGUGGUUUGCUCAUGGAAGUGAGAAUUAGCCAGCAGAUUCAUGGCUUCAUUGUCAAAUUUGGUUUUGGUUUGAAUGACUGUAUUGAAGCUGCAUUGGUUGAUAUGUACACAAGGUGCGCAAGUAUGGUCGAUGCCCAUAAGCUGUUUGAUCAUUGGCCAUCUCAGUGGGACAGUUCAAUAAUUUGGGCAUCAAUGAUAUGUGGCUAUGCUCGGAAUGGGCAGCCAGAGGAAGCAAUUUCUCUUUUCUGUCAAAAGCUUUUUGAAGAAACCGUGGUUUUAGAUGAGGUUGCAUCAACUGCAACGCUUGGUGUUUGUGGAACUUUAGGAUUUCAGGAGAUGGGGGAGCAAAUCCACUGUCAUGCAGUUAAGUCUGGGUUCCUAUCUGAUUCAGGGAUAGGGAAUGCUAUUUUAAGCAUGUAUUCUAAGUGUGGGAACAUGGAUUCUGCUAUUAAGGUUUUCAAUUUUAUGCCCUCACAUGAUAUUGUCUCAUGGAAUGGUUUGAUUGCUGGCCACCUUUUGCACAGGUGGGGGGAUGAGGCUUUGGCUGUCUGGUCAAAGAUGGAGGAAGCAAAUAUAAGGCCAGACACUGUUACAUUUGUCUUGAUUAUUUCAGCUUACAAACACACUAAUGCAAAUUUAGUUGAUGAUUGUCGUAAACUGUUCCGCUCAAUGAAAACCAUGUAUGACAUUGAACCCACUUCAGAGCAUUAUGCAUCUUUAGUUGAUGUUUUAGGUUACUGGGGUCUCUUUGAAGAAGCAGAGGAAGUGAUAAAUAUGAUGCCUUUUGAGCCUGAGGUUUCUGUUUGGCGAGCUUUGCUUGAUACUUGUAGAAUCCAUUUAAAUACAGCCCUUGGAAAAUGGGCUGCAAAGUGCAUACUUGCUAUGGAACCACAGGAUCCAUCCACAUACAUACUUGUGUCAAAUCUGUAUUCUGCAUCUGGGAGAUGGCAUUGCUCUGAAAGAGUUAGGGAGGAAAUGAGAGAGAAAGGAUUACGGAAACACCCAGCCCGAAGCUGGAUCAUUCAUCAAAACUGGGUUCAUUCAUUCUAUUCAAGAGAUAAAUCCCAUUCUCAAUGGAUAGACAUCUACCGUGGUUUGGAAAUACUAAUUUUGGAAUGCCUAAAAGCUGGAUAUGUGCCAGAUACGAGUUUUGUUCUUCAUGAAGUGGAGGAGCAUCAGAAGAAGGAUUUCUUGUUCUAUCAUAGUGCAAAAUUAGCUGUAACCUAUGGUCUUUUGAUGACCAAGAGAGGGCAACCCAUUCGUGUCGUCAAGAACAUCCAUCUAUGUGGGGACUGCCAUACAUUUUUGAAGUAUGUUUCUGCUGUUACAAGGAGAGAGAUAUCUCUGAGGGAUGCUUCAGGGUUUCAUUGUUUUGUGAGUGGUCAGUGCUCAUGCAAUGAUCGCCGGUUACAGGUGGAGUAACUUGUAAUGGGUUUGAGCGGGACGGGUUUGUUCCUGAGAAACAGCUGGUAACAUUAGCUGGCAUGACCUGCACAUACCUGAGAUGGCUGUGAGGGAAGCCAUCAACUUUUCUGCACACCGUCAGGGUGUUGGAGGCUGAGCAGGUAAGACUAACUGCUUGGUUUAUUCAUGUAUGUGUUUCCUGCCUAGUUUUGCACAAGUAUUUAUCAGUAGUUGAACUUCAAUGUUGUUGAUAUUGAUGGGAAGAUAUUAUGAUGAAAGUCAGCAGAAGAGAGGCGAAGCAGGAAUUGUCCCAGAUCCUGACAUUGACACCCACAUGAAGGUAAUCAUAUCAAUCCACAAGCAGGGAUUUUUCAAACAUCCCAAAAUUAUGUUUGAGAAUCUUUUAACAGAUUGACAGUUUUAACAGGCAAUUCAGUCGAGAGACGAGAACAAGCUCUCCAGACUGAUUAUGUACUAAGGUUGUUUUGGGAGCGUGGAUUUCAGGUUUCGGAUUUGAAUGUGCAGAUUUAGACGUAAGUUAGUACAAUUUUGUGUUGCAUUUGAUCUUAAUCCAUAUAAAUCUAAAGCCAAGCGCCCAAACAUGAGGUAAAGGUAUUUUGUUUUUCCUAGAACUGGAUUAAUGUAUGCAGUGGGAGUGAUACAUUUUUGGGUAAUUAUUGCUUGUUUUCCACUUAUAAUGGACACACAUUCCCAGAUUCUUUCCAGUGGUUCUGGGAUGUUGCAGUUUAGUUUGCCAUUGGGUUGUAAUAACGGGUUGCUCUAAUUUGUAGCUCUCUUUGCUUCAUUUUUAUCAGAUUUUAUUAUUAUUUUCUGAUACGAUUAUAUAU
Messenger RNA from Malania oleifera, 3610 nucleotides. Its product is annotated as pentatricopeptide repeat-containing protein At5g03800. Bases 63 to 2780 code for a protein of 905 amino acids. Gene Ontology annotation, molecular function: RNA binding; zinc ion binding; protein binding. Lineage: Eukaryota; Viridiplantae; Streptophyta; Magnoliopsida; Santalales; Ximeniaceae. The transcript has 2 exons. Gene Ontology annotation, biological process: RNA modification. The record is from RefSeq and is a predicted model, not a curated record.